GGCAUGCAGCGGCUGUUGCGGCGGCUUCUUCCCGCUGUUUACUCGGCGCGGCCGGCAGCGGCCUGUGCCCUGCGAGCCCGGGAAGCUGUGCCCGCGCUGUCGCGCUUCAUGGCGCUGCGGCCCGCGGCGGGAGGCGAUGGCUCCGUGGAUCUCACUUGCGCAGCCGGCGCGACCCCGGAGUGCGAUGAGCUGGAAAAUGUACAGCAGAAGAAAACCUUUAAAAAGAGUGAGAAAGAGGCACAGGAGAGGAAGCAGCCCUGCCCUGCUGAGCUGGUGCAGUCUCUGAUGGCAGAAAUGCCCUUUGUGGACACUGACAUGGAGGAUGAAUUUGUUGUUCAUGCAAGCUCUGAAGUAAAUACGAAAAAGAGAAAAAAGAGGACUACUGGAAAAGAAACUGAAGAAGGUGGUGAGAGAAUGAGGAAAAAGACAAAACAGUACCAGCCAAAUUACUUCAUUUCUCUUCCAAUUACUAACCCGGAGAUCACUGACAGGAUCCAGGCUGUGCAAGAUGCAAUAAUCCAAAAGGAUCAAAGGCUUUCCAAAGCCAUGGUUCGUGCUGGUUCCUUCCACGUCACCAUGCUGGUGAUGCACUUAGCCAGUGAAGAAGAAAUUAACAUAGCAGUUGGUGCUCUUUCAGACAGCAAGGAUGUUGUAGAAGAUCUCCUGAAGGGAAAACCCCUGGAUUUGUCUUUUGAAGGAAUUGAUCACUUCAGUAAUGCAGUUGGAUUUGUGAAGCUGGCAGACAAUGAUCAUACAGCUAUGCUGAAGGAAAUAGCAGAGACUAUGAAGAAGAUAUUUCAAGAAAAGGGCAUCUUGGCUGGAGAAGAAAGAGCUUUUAACCCACAUCUGACCUUCAUGAAGCUGUCCAAAUCACCACAGCUGCAGAAGCAGGUGAGAAAGAUUGACCCCAGGCUGUAUGAGGAUUUUAAAAGCCUUUCCUUUGGAGAGGAAGUUCUGCACCGCCUGGAUCUUUGCUCUAUGCUUAAAAAAAAGCAACCCAAUGGUUACUACUACUGUGAGUCCUCUAUAGUACUGGGUGAGAAGCAUGCGGCAGAGCCGGACGAGGCGGAGCUGCUGAGCCUCAGCAAGCGGCUGGUGGAAAGCGCAGUGCUGAAGGCUGUGCAGCAGUACUUAGAGGAAACUCAAAGCAAGAGCAGGCAGCCUGACGGCAGCCCUGUGAGGGGCGAAGAGGCAGCGAGCGGCGCCAGGACUGAGGAGGGCACCGACGGCAGCAAGUGA
Messenger RNA from Indicator indicator, 1239 nucleotides. RefSeq names its product A-kinase anchoring protein 7 (gene AKAP7). The record is from RefSeq and is a predicted model, not a curated record. The coding region runs from base 4 to 1239 and encodes 411 amino acids. Lineage: Eukaryota; Metazoa; Chordata; Aves; Piciformes; Indicatoridae. Gene Ontology annotation, molecular function: protein kinase A regulatory subunit binding. Gene Ontology annotation, cellular component: cytosol. The transcript has 8 exons.